Sinocyclocheilus anshuiensis is the source of this 936-nucleotide messenger RNA. RefSeq lists its product as uncharacterized. The transcript is spliced from 4 exons. Gene Ontology annotation, biological process: protein import into nucleus; RNA export from nucleus. Lineage: Eukaryota; Metazoa; Chordata; Actinopteri; Cypriniformes; Cyprinidae. Gene Ontology annotation, cellular component: nuclear pore. The record is from RefSeq and is a predicted model, not a curated record. Gene Ontology annotation, molecular function: structural constituent of nuclear pore. Bases 1 to 777 code for a protein of 258 amino acids.
AUGGCUCCUUUCAUCUCCUCAGGAGACAUCUUGUUGUUUGUGGAUGUUCUUGCUGUGGAACAGUGUUCAGCGCAGACGACUGUCUCUGAAAGCGAGCAGAUCUUCAGUGAAGUGCUGUGCUCCGUUCAGAAAACAAGCGUCCGCGUGAAAGAGCUGAUCGCAGAGCGACAGAGAUAUGAACUCAGUCGCAUUGAAGGACUUCAGGAGAAAGUCCAGCAGAAGAUCUCUGACCUCAGGAUGAAGGUGUCUGAGCUCGAUCAGUUCUUGACCACUGAAGACCACAUUCACUUUCUGCAGAAUUACCCAGAAUGCAUGUCUGAAGAAUUUGAAGAUCUUUCCAACAUUUCUGAAAAUCCAAAAGCAUUUUUUUGCAAUGUGGAGCUGCUGCUUUCUGAAAUGCAAGAGCGUUUGCUGGAUGUCACCAAAGAGACGGAGAUCAAGAUCAAAUCUGGAGAAGUUGUGCCUCCUAAAGCCGAUGCACCUGUGUCAUCAUCGUUUAUAGAUUUUGCCAAAAAAGAUGGGGAUUGGGACUGUGAAGUCUGCCUGGUGAAAAAUAAAGGCAUGUCUAGCCAUUGUGUCGCCUGCCAGACGUCCAACCCAGAUAUGAAAAGCAAAAGCACUUCUGCACCGGCAUUUAAGUUUGGUUUUGGUAGUUCUCCCAACCAACCUGCUACAGCAGGACCUCUAAAUGCAGGUUUUAAUCAGAGUAAGGAGAAAGCAUCUAUCUUCGGCGCUAAUCGCUCCACUGGUAGAUUCACAUUUGGCAGCAGGCCUUAAUCUGUUCUCGAAUAUGAUUGAAAGACAGAAUGGCUCAUGCAGAUGAACUUACUGUCUUUAAUUCUCCUCUGAUACGCCUCCCUUCAUUGUCAAUCACCACUGAUAACAUAAAGGUGUUGUUUGUUCUCGCCCGUGUGAUUGUGAAACCGCCUGCUUUCA